CAAAAGUUCCGUCCUUCUUCCGUCUCAUCUCAUCUACCAAACUUUUGUUAUCUUUAUUUUUUUUUUCUUCAUUUCAACCCCAAUAUGUCUAAUUAACUUUCAUCAUCUUCUUCUUCAGAAUUGCGUUUGAUCAAAACUCCAAUUGUCUCACAUCUACAAGUGUCCCCGAAUCAAGGGAAAACACAAUUAUCUAAGCUAUUGUUUCUUUCAAAAAUCACUCAAACCCUGUUGUGAUCAGACAUGUCGACAAACAUUGAAGUAACAGGCAAAGUCAUUGUAAUUAUGGGCGUAAGCGGAGCAGGCAAAUCUACCAUAGGUAACAUGUUGGGAACAGCACUAUCUUGUGAUUUUCUUGAUGCCGAUGACUUUCACUCUUUAUCAAACAGAGAUAAGAUGCGGCAAGGCAUUGCUCUUUCAGAUGAAGACCGGAUGCCAUGGCUUCUGAAAAUACAGGAGAGUUUGCGAAAACGUUUGCUCAAUGGAGAAACCGUUGUUCUCGCGUGUUCUUCAUUGAGAAAACAGUAUAGAGAAAUCUUGAGAGGCUCUGAUCCUGAUUACAAACCAGGAAGCUAUUCGAGCUGCAAGGUGAAGUUUGUGUUAUUGGAAGGUAGUGCAGAGGUGAUAGCUGCUCGGUUACAGAAGAGAGCUGCAGAGGGAGAACAUUUCAUGCCUCUCACUCUUCUCCAGUCUCAGUUUGAUUUGCUUGAAGCUGAGGACUGUGAAAAGAUAUUCAGAGUCAGUGUGGUUCUAAGCCCUGAAGUUAUAGUUAACUCAAUUCUUGAAAUGGUAAACACUGGUUUUAACACUUGAGAAAUAUAUUAUGAAAUUAUUGGCACAUUGUAUCAUCAUUCAUCUUUGUACUUAACAUGUAGUACUAUUCAACAAUAAUUUAAAAUACUAUAAUGAUUAGUGAUGGGG
Eruca vesicaria subsp. sativa (arugula) is the source of this 918-nucleotide messenger RNA. The record is from the annotation of a GenBank genome assembly. NCBI's taxonomy places the organism in Eukaryota, Viridiplantae, Streptophyta, Magnoliopsida, Brassicales, Brassicaceae.